Closterium sp. NIES-67 is the source of this 1196-nucleotide messenger RNA. NCBI's taxonomy places the organism in Eukaryota, Viridiplantae, Streptophyta, Zygnematophyceae, Desmidiales, Closteriaceae. The record is from the annotation of a GenBank genome assembly.
AGAUCCCCAGGGGCGUCGAUGUAAAAACUGUGUGUAAUGAGUCUGCUUUUGAGUCGACUCAAAAGAUUCACUAUGAGAGAGCAGAUCCCCAGGUGUGUCGAUGUAAAAACCGUGUGUAAUGAGUCUGCUUUUGAGUCGACUCAAAAGAUUCACUAUGAGACCAGAUCCCCAGGCACUACUUCCUCAAAGACACGGCCAUAUUACUCCCCGAGCCCAGCAACACCAAGGCUGCUCUCGCCCUCUCAGCGCUCGCCCAGGCCAUGGAAGCUUCUGAGAAGGUGGCCAUCGUGCGGUUUAAGCUCACCAACCGAGCGGACUCGGGCGUUGCGAUUGGCGCGCUGACCCCGUGGUGCCGAGGGAGAAGAGGAUUUUCAGAAGUGGAAGAUGUGUCUGUGCCGGAUCUGCUGGUUUUCAACACCCUCCCAUUCAGUGAAGACAUCAGGGAGUUCUCCUUCCCUUCCCUACAAGCCGCUCCAGCCAACCAGCAGCCGACACCUGUCCAGAGCAGCGCAGCAGCAGCACUGGUGCAGGCGAUGUCUCUAGGGCGGCGCAAUCAGGAGGGGGAGGAGUACAGGGAGAAGGAGUAUAAGCAGGGGAAAGAGGCGUGGGAUGAGAAGCUGAGACCAGACGACACACCUAGCCCGGCACUGCAGCACUACUACAAUUUCAUCCGCACAAGGAUUCUCAAUCCCAAGGCGCCACUGCCGCCUCUCCCUCCCUCCCUCGACGCCCUCCUCUCCCACCCCCUCUCCACCGACCAUCCUGCCGCCCAGUCAUUCGCUGCUGCCUUCCCUGCCCUCGCUGAUCGCACUGCGCCUCUCUCGCAGGAGCCUGUGCAAGCGUCACAACAGGCAGAACCUUCCCAAGUGGAGCCUGCACUAGUUGCACCUGUCCCACCCAAGCCAGGUUUUCCUGAGGCCAAGGAACAGAAUGGCGAGCCUAGCACAGGGCCUUCAGGGGUAACCAGCACUGGCCCAUCUGGUGUAACCAGCUUAGGACACUGAUAGUAAACAACUGAAAAGUUGCCAUCAUAUGUUUCAAGAGAAACAGCCUCGGCCCAUCUGGUGUAACUGUAGAAGUGAACCCCGUCUUUAGGGUGGCCAGGAUAUAGAUUUGGUGGAACCACGAGUACCGUAAUCCCCCGUAUAUAACACACUAUGGUGUAUUUAAAAAUCCACUAAAAAAAUGACGGGGUC